This is a messenger RNA of Mycena citricolor, 2972 nucleotides long. NCBI's taxonomy places the organism in Eukaryota, Fungi, Basidiomycota, Agaricomycetes, Agaricales, Mycenaceae. The record is from the annotation of a GenBank genome assembly.
CACCUCUUCUUCAAUCAUGGCGACAACCGGGGCCCGGGCUCCUCCACCACGCAGAGCGUCCACUCUUUCCACUUCUCCACCCCCGAGUAAUGCCAUAACCCGUGGGGCGACCGCAAGAUCAGCCGUUUCGCCCCGCGUGUCGUCAACGCUGGCUCCUGGUAGACGCAGUUCUAUCAAGGCAGCCGCACUACCAGAAGCUCGAGAUUCGCUCUCGGCAUCGCUCAAGCAAGAAACAGACCAGAAAGAACAGCUGCUGGUUCAGGUGCAAGAGAAAGAACAGACCAUCUCGUCCCUGUCUACAGAGAACGCCAAUCUUACCUCAGCCUUACAUGCUGCAGAAACUAGAAUCAAUGAACUAUACGCGGACCAAUCUCGGUCCGAACUUGAACUGGCUCAGCGAAUAGAGAUCACCGAGAACUUGCGAGCGCAGCUGCGUGAAUCGGAGAAGGAGAAGAGAGACGUGCAACGACGUUACAAUGAACAGAUAAGCACCUUCGAAGCCGAGCGUCAGGCCUUUUACGACAAUGAGCAACAUCUCAAAUCGCGCAUCAUGUCGCUCAUGCAAGCCAGGAAGCAACCGGAACGGAUUCCGCAGCCGGCUUCUCCUACGCUAGACACUGAAUCGAUUGUAGAGCCCGAGGAGCAGGAGGAACCUUCACGAGAGGCAGAUGACCCCACACAGAAUAUGGACGAUCCGGAAACUGAGCCGGCCGAGAUGACCGCUCUCCGACUAGAGCUGUCGACAUUGUCGACAUCCUACUCCUCCCUACAGAACACACUUGUUCUGCUUCAGAGCCAGUUGGUGGACCUGAAGAGAGUGAACCAUGAACUGCAGGAAGAGAACGAAAGCUACAUGAUCUUGCUCCGGGAGAAGACGCUGAGUGGCCAAUUCGAUGUGAUGCGCCAGGUUGGGGGUGGGUCCAUCACCGAUGAUGAUGAUGAUGAGGCUGCGAGUCUCAGUGUGCGCAGUGUACGCAGUGUGGCGCGUAGCACGUUGGACAAGGUUGACGAGGAAGAUGAUCAGCAGGAGGAGGAAGAGGAGACCCUGGAGCAACAGCUUGAACGCAGUCUCGUCCCGCCACCCGAGUCUCCUGUGCGAACUGGUCGCUCUCCACGCAAACGCACUGGCUCUCAGUCACAUUCGCCCAGUGUGCGAGGCGAAACGCUCGCCGAUCUGCCAAUCACUGGGCCUGGUCUCGAUCUUGCAGCGGAAUUGGGUCGUGCAGAGAACAAGGACAUCCUGGAUGGGAACAUGGUCGACGAUAAUGACCGCUCCGGGGCGAAGAAACGAUCCAAAAAGAGCUCGUCUGGACGACAAGACGACUCUGCACUGGGCGGUAUGCCAUUCAGCGACGUGGAAGCACUUCGAUCAGAGGUCAAAUCGCUCAAGGAUGCCAACAAAGCGUUGUCGCUGUAUGCGUCCAAGAUUAUCGACCGCAUCAUCUCGCAGGAAGGAUUCGAACAUGUUCUCGCCGCUGAUUACGAGCCGCCCACCCCAUCAACUGCAGCGCCGGCACAAAUGAAGCUUCCGACUUCGCCCCUUCUUCUUACGAAGCCCAGGGCCCAGUCAUUCAUCGUUGGGGACCGAUCUAAGUCUUUUCCGAAUACACCGCAGAUGGGCUCUCCUCACGUGCUGCCAACGGCGCCCAAGCUCGGCACGCCCCCGGAUCCCAAGGCCAAGCGGCGAUCGCUUUCAUUCGACUGGAAAGGAUUUUCGAUCUUCAGCGACAAGAAGUCGGCAGAAAAUCCCAAUCUGCGUCCUUUGACGUUGAAGCCAGGUUCUGGCGCCGUCACUGGUGCCCGAAAGCUGGAGAAAAAUCCUGAAGAAGACGACGAAGACCGAAAGGAACGAGAGCGACUCAAUGCGACCAUGAAGCUGAUGGGAAUCCAACCCCAGCCGUCACCGAUCAUCCCGCCAAUAGCAACACCGCCUCUGCAGGCAGCCAGUGUGCCUGCUACUCCUUCGCGAUUCUCGUUCUUUAGUCGAACACCAGCACCGGCGCCGCCGCCACGAUCAGACUCCGACUCCGUCUCGGUUCACUCGGAAUCUGGUCGGAUCGGGCUUGGGCUUGGCCCGCCAACUCUCACGGAAGAAGCACUCGAGCAUGCCGAAGCUGAAAACUCGCUCGCAGCUUUGGAUGCCCACGAACGGACGCUGAGUGCCGAGAUUGCCAAAGGCUCUGGGGGUGGAUUUACCGAGAUCGCUCGGCGCCAACCAGGAAGCCGGCGUGCGAGGCGCAGUGCUGCCGGCAGCAGUGGAAAUGGCAGCACUGUUUGGAGUGCAGGAGAAGACGACGAUUAAACAUCAUGCAUUCAUCAUUCCAUAUUUAUUCUCAUCAUCCGGAAGAUAUCCUUAGGGUCUGGAUAAUUGAUGCAUACUAGGAAUACCCUAGUUGCUAAUGACAUGAUCAUGCCUCACGAGAGUGUUCUGGGCGUGCGUGCGGAUGGUGGCAAACGGGUUGGAAGCGAACUCCGAUGUCUUCAGAAUCAGCGGUUGUCGCAGCUUUUCAGUUUUCCUAAAAGAGUGCCGUGUUAGAGUACAUAUACAAGGCGUGGGGACCGGGCGCACAAUGCUUUGGCCCUCUGCGCUUUUGACAACGUCGCGCUUUUCCCUUCUCCGAUCUGCCCUUGCUUGAGCUUGGGCUUCUUCGGUUUUGCGUCUGUCGUGGCGCCUGGCGCAUCCACGACAGCUUCGUCGUCCACAGCAGCAAGCGCAUGCUGGAUCUCGUCCAUCCCACCUCCGACCUGCUCUUUCGCUUUACGUUUUAACCGUUUUGCGUGCGAUUUGGAGUAGGGCGACUGGCUCGCCAUCAGACGUUCCAAGAGCGCUUCCCGCUUCAACUCUGGACCCUGCAGCAAAUCUGCGGCCUAUCUAUAUCAUGGUCUGCGCGGCUGCCAUAGAUCGGGUAGCGUACCGCAGAGUCGAACUCAGCACCGAUUUCGAUAUUGAACAGCGGAACGAUAGUGCCUUU